AUGGGUCGAUUUUACUCUAUCUCUGUGGCCUUACUAGCGGCUACAGGGUCGUUCCUGUUUGGGUAUGAUAGUGGUGUUAUGACAGAUGUCAUUGAGUCGCCAAAUUUCUUGCGGUAUUUCAAUACUUCACAGACGUCGGCUAUCAUUGGGGCUAUCAAUAGCACGUACUCGGGUGGAGCGAUGAUUGGCUCUUUGCAAGGCGGAUUGACAAUGGAUCGCUUCGGCCGCAAGUUCACUAUUCAGCUGGGUGCCAUCAUCUGUGUAAUUGGCGCAACGCUGCAGGCGUCUGCGCAGAAUUUCUCCAUGAUUCUCGUUGGCCGUAUACUAGCAGGCUGGGCUGUGGGGUUGAUGUCGAUGUCGGUACCGGUCUAUCAAGCCGAAUUUGCACAUCCACGAUCCCGCGGUUUGAUUGUUGGACUGUCGCAGCAGAUGAUUGGCAUUGGGUUCAUUGUCAGCACAUGGAUCGGAUACGGAUCGCUUCAUGCAUCAGAUAGGAGCCAGUUCCAGUGGCGCUUUCCAUUAGCUUUCCAAGUCGUCCCUGCUUUGAGUCUUGUCAUUGGCAUGAUAUUCCUUCCAGAGUCCCCGCGGUACCUCAUUGAGAAUGGAAGAUUCUCGGAAGCGAUGCAAGUGCUUGAAAAGACGCACUCGGAUGGAACAAACGACGACUGGAUCGAAGCCGAGUAUACCGGUAUCUGCAGGACCAUCGAGGCUGAAAAGAACAUCGCAAUGCCUGGUUGGACGCCGAUGUUCACAGUUCCACAAUGGCGCACACGCAUGCUGUACGUCUCGGUUAAUCCUGCCACUUCCAUUUCUGACAACAGCCGGGCCAGACAUGGUCUCGCCGUUCAAGCAUUCACGCAGAUGACCGGAAUCAACGUGAUCAGCUACUACCAGACCAUAAUGUACCGAGCUCUCGGCUUCACGGGCUCUCGAAACACGCUCGUCGCAGGCCUCUACAAUUGCGUCGGCCCUCUCGCCAAUCUCAUCUUUGUAGUCUAUUUGCUCGAUCGAGUCGGACGUCGCAAGCCCAUGCUCUUCGGCACCAUCGGUAUCUCUUUAGCCCUGAUCUGCGAAGCGGCACUAAACUCAAAAAAUUCGAACGGUGAGCGCAUCGGGUACAGCAUUGGCGGGGUGUUUUUUCUCUUCGCCGUUUCGAUCAUCUUUUCGAUGUCUUUUGGGCCCUGCAGCUGGGUGUACAUGGCGGAGGUCAUGCCGAUGCAGAUCCGUGGCAAGGGCAACGCCUUCGCCGUCGCGGUCGGGAACUGGGGCGUUAGUACCUUGUGGAAUCAGGUGUCGCCCAUCGCGCUGGAUCGAUUAAAGUGGCGAUUUUAUUUUGUCUUCGUGGCGUGGAGUAAGGUCUCUGUCCCUGUCAAUUUGAGCUGGGCUGAUACUAAGCUCAAAACGCUGGAGGAGAUUGAUGGGCUAUUUGGCCAAGGACCGGAAAUCAUAUCCGAGAGAGAAGAGGCUGGAGUGGAGAAGGAUAUAGGGGUUUCAUCCACGAUAGAAGAUACUGCAAUUCACUAG
Penicillium maclennaniae is the source of this 1524-nucleotide messenger RNA. Its product is annotated as sugar porter family MFS transporter. The transcript is spliced from 5 exons. Gene Ontology annotation, cellular component: membrane. NCBI's taxonomy places the organism in Eukaryota, Fungi, Ascomycota, Eurotiomycetes, Eurotiales, Aspergillaceae. Gene Ontology annotation, biological process: transmembrane transport; carbohydrate transport. The coding region runs from base 1 to 1524 and encodes 507 amino acids. The record is from RefSeq and is a predicted model, not a curated record. Gene Ontology annotation, molecular function: carbohydrate:proton symporter activity.